This is a messenger RNA of Chaetura pelagica (chimney swift), 1818 nucleotides long. RefSeq names its product poly [ADP-ribose] polymerase 12-like. NCBI's taxonomy places the organism in Eukaryota, Metazoa, Chordata, Aves, Apodiformes, Apodidae. The record is from RefSeq and is a predicted model, not a curated record. The transcript is spliced from 14 exons. Gene Ontology annotation, molecular function: metal ion binding; NAD+ poly-ADP-ribosyltransferase activity. Bases 1 to 1818 code for a protein of 605 amino acids.
AUGGCCAAAACUAAUAAUGUUAAAGAAGAAGGUGGUCAUGACCCAGAUCAAACACUAAUUGGGGAAUUUCAAGGAGAUUUUGAAACAAAGAAGCAGCACCAGAAGUAUAAGUAUGAAAAUUUAGCUUGUAAGUACUCCCAUGACAUCAUCAAUGCUGAGAACAAAAAAGUUCUGAAGACUCAUGAGCUGUCUGGCCUCGAAGAAAAUGAGCUGCAAAUCCUGCUUCUCCAGAAUGACCCUUUCUUCCUCCCUGAUGUCUGUCCGUAUUACAACAGAAAGGAUAGUGUCUGCCACCAGCAAAGCAACUGCAACAAGCUUCAUAUUUGUGGACACUUCCUCCAGGGGCAAUGUAGAUUUCUCACAUGCAAGAGGUCCCAUAACCUCUUGGAUAGCCAUGCCUUGAGACUUUUGGACACUGAAGGCAUUAGCAUGAACAUAGCUUCAAACAUCCAGACUAUAUGUAGUCACAAACAUGUGGCAUUCAACAACGAUCUGAGGAAGGAGAAAAGUCCUGGUAGUGAUGUACCCAAUCAGAGCCAACACCAGUUGCCAGCAGGAGCCGGAGGUGGUGAAGACAAAGAUAAAAAAGAUGAUUCCUCUGCAAAAGCUUCAGAGGAAACCAAAGAAGAAAACUGUGUUGAGAUAUGUAUGUACAACAUCUGGAAGUACUGCAAAAACAAUGAUAAAUGCAGUUUUAUUCAUUACCAUUUGCCAUACCGAUGGCAGGUAUAUAAUGGGAUCACCUGGAAUGACCUUGCCAUGAUGGAGGACAUUGAGAAGGCCUAUUGUGACCCAAAAAACACCAGCAUGGCAGAUAGGAACAUUAAUUUCCAGGCAAUGACUGCUGGUGGUUCAUUGCUUCGGCGGCUCUCUACAGCAUCAUCAGUCACAAAACCCACAUUUAUACUGACCACAAAGUGGAUUUGGUAUUGGAGGAAUGACCAAGGCCAGUGGAUUGAAUACGGAGAACAGGGAGAAGGGGACAGUGUGAACUCACCAUCUUCUGAUGUUAUUGAGGAUUUGUAUCUAGCAGAUCCAGCUGCCACCAUACCUUUCAAGGCUGGCUUGUUCAAUUACCAGCUGAAUUUUAAAGAUAUGAUCCAGACAAACGACUCUUUUAAAACUCAAAGACUGGUCCGCAGGCGACCAAAGUUUGUGUCUUCUGAAGAUGUGCAGAAGAUAAAGAAAGGCGUGAGGGAUUCUUCCAUUCCAAACAAAACCUGCCCUGUCCACUGGGAUCCAUCUGCACAGCCUGACUUGGGCUACAAGGCAGUGAUGAUCAGUAAUACAACAUCUGAAUACAACAAUAUAAAGCAGCUGUUUCUUCAGACUAUGAGAAGCUACAAUGUUCUUAAAAUACAGAGGAUUCAGAAUCCAUCCCUCUGGAAAGUGUUUCAGUGGCAAAAGGAGCAGAUGAAAAAGCAAAAUGGAGGGAAGGAAGUAACUGAAAGGCUCCUGUUCUUUGGAACCAACAUUGCCUUCAUAGAAACCAUCUGCAUUCACAAUUUUGACUGGAGAAUUUGUGGAAGCAAUGGAGCUAAUUAUGGAACUGGAAGUUACUUUGCUAGAGAUGCUUCCUACUCCCAUGUAUACUGCCAGCCUGCAGGGAAAACAAACACCAUGUUCGUGGCUCGUGUGUUGGUUGGAGAGUACGUUAAAGGCAACGCAGCCUACGUUCGCCCCCCGAUGAAGUCUGGUGACAAGCAUCAGUUUUAUGACAGCUGUGUGGACAAUGAGUUUAGUCCCUCUGUUUUUGUUGUCUUUGAAAAAAAUCAGAUUUACCCAGAGUAUACAAUAGAGUGUUCUUACACCUGGUGA